This is a messenger RNA of Cotesia congregata, 366 nucleotides long. The record is from the annotation of a GenBank genome assembly. Lineage: Eukaryota; Metazoa; Arthropoda; Insecta; Hymenoptera; Braconidae.
AUGAAUAUCAAUAAAAGCUUUCAAAAUUUCAAUGGAAGCUCUAAAAAACGGCGCCGUGUUCCAUCAAUAAAGAAGAACAAGCCCGAUCCUUCUGCGAGCUUCGUCGACGGAAAUAACAUCAAAAAGAAGUUUAUGGUGUUCAAAAAAUCGGCAUCUGAUAUCUCAUUUCCGGAAUUUUGGGACUUGAUAUGGAAGACUGGUAGCAGAGUGAUCGUGCGAUUUGACAAAGGAAGAUCAAUGAAGCAUUCUUGGCUGAAUAGUUCUUCAUCCCUUGAAUAUAAUGUCGGGAAGUAUACUCUGUGGAAGAAGACUAUCAUUGAUAAAUAUUACACUCAGAUAAACUUGACUGUAGAUUCACAGCCGUGA